AUGUUGGAUAGUUCAGUUUUCUUGGAAAAUUCUGGUGUUGACGGUGCUGAUGGUAGUGGUACAAGUGGUGGCGCUGCCUCUCAUGGGGUGGCUAUGGAACAUAGAAAUGAGGGUGGUAGUGGCGACGGCGGUGAAGAUUUUGACCGGAAUUCACCUGGUAAUCGGUGGCCACGUGAGGAAACUUUGGCUUUGUUAAAGAUAAGAUCCGAUAUGGACCGUGCAUUUCGCGACUCCAUUCUUAAAGCUCCUCUCUGGGACGAAGUUUCUAGGAAAUUAGGUGAGCUUGGAUACAAUCGAAGUGCCAAGAAAUGCAAAGAGAAAUUCGAAAACAUCUAUAAGUACCACAAAAGAACGAAAGAAGGCAGAUCCAGUCGGCAAAAUGGGAAAAACUAUAGAUUCUUCGAGUUAUUAGAGGUUUUUGAUAAUCAACUCUCAGUUCCAUCGACUCCCUUGAACCAAGUCCAAACGAACCUGACGGAAACAACAGCAACGGCACCGUUAAGGGUAAAUCCCUUAAAUGCAUCUCAAGAUUUUAGGGUAGUACCUUGUUCGAAUCAAGAUCCGGAUACUGAAUUCAUGCCCACCUCUACAUCCUCCUCGGGGGAGAGAUCUGAAGGAAGUGUUGAGAGAAAGAGGAAAUUAGCAGAAUAUUGUGAGAGAUUAAUGAAGGAUGUUUUGAAGAAGCAAGAGGACUUACAGAACAAGUUCUUAGAAGCCGUAGAGAAAUAUGAGAGGGAUCGGAUGGCAAGAGAUGAAGCAUGGAAGGUGCAAGAAAUGGCUAGAAUAAAGAGAGAACAAGAUUUUUUAGCCCAAGAACGAGCAAUUUCUGCUGCAAAGGAUGCAGCCGUGCUUGCAUUUUUACAAAAGAUCUCACAGCAUUCAACGACACUGCAAAUGCCGGAGAUCCCAUUUUCGAUAUUUGAAAAACACUUGGAGACACAAGAUAAUGUGUUGGAGAAGCGCAUUGACAAACAAGAAAAUGGUGUUGGGAAGACUUCAAAUCAUGCUGAUAAACAAGAGAAUAGUAUUGGUGAGAAUACUACUCUGAUGAGCUCUUCAAGGUGGCCAAAAGCAGAAGUUGAAGCUUUGAUUAUGCUUAGAACCGAUCUUGAUUUGAAAUACAACGAUAGCGGGCCGAAAGGACCCUUGUGGGAGGAGAUUUCUUCUGCCAUGAAGAAGCUUGGUUAUGAUAGAAGUGCAAAGAGGUGUAAAGAGAAAUGGGAAAAUAUAAACAAGUAUUACAAGAGAGUAAAAGAUAGCAACAAGAGGCGGCCUCAGGAUUCGAAAACUUGUCCUUAUUUCAACUUGCUCGAGUCUGUAUAUGCAAAGAAGUCUAAAACCGAACAUACUUCAGAAAAUUCGGGUUACAAUAUGCAGCCUGAACGUAUUUUAUUGGAAAUGAUGGGCCAACAACAACAUCAGCCUCCUCCACCACAGCCACCACAGCAGCAACAUCAGUCAGGGGCAGAGGAUGGUGAGAGUGAAAAUCAAAAUCAAGAAGACAAUGCUGAGGAUGAAGAGGAUGACGACAAUGGAGAUGGUUAUCAGAUUGUUACUAAUAUUCCCUUUUCAUUGUCAACCAUGGGUUAA
Messenger RNA from Fraxinus pennsylvanica, 1590 nucleotides. NCBI's taxonomy places the organism in Eukaryota, Viridiplantae, Streptophyta, Magnoliopsida, Lamiales, Oleaceae. The record is from the annotation of a GenBank genome assembly.